Rhizoctonia solani is the source of this 621-nucleotide messenger RNA. RefSeq lists its product as uncharacterized. Gene Ontology annotation, cellular component: endoplasmic reticulum membrane; endoplasmic reticulum. Gene Ontology annotation, biological process: intracellular protein transport; endoplasmic reticulum to Golgi vesicle-mediated transport. The coding region runs from base 1 to 621 and encodes 206 amino acids. The transcript is spliced from 8 exons. NCBI's taxonomy places the organism in Eukaryota, Fungi, Basidiomycota, Agaricomycetes, Cantharellales, Ceratobasidiaceae. The record is from RefSeq and is a predicted model, not a curated record.
AUGACGAUCUACUACACUCUUACAUUCUUACUUCUUGCCGCCGAGAUGACGACGUUUUGUUUGCUUGUUAUGCCAUUGCCCUUUACUGCGAGGCAGAAACUGUUCAGGUUUCUGAGUACCAGUGUUAUUGUGGCAAAGAUUGCAUACGCACUCAAGAUAUCAUUCAUAUUUAUAGCGGUGUUAUUUGUUGACGCCGUGCAACGUAUGUUGCGUGUGUCCGCAGAGGGACAACAAGCGAAACAAGCUGCGGGAGCGACAGACGUUCGAACAGAAACAAAUUAUGCGGCUAAGAAGUUCUACACCCAACGUAACAUGUACCUUACCGGCUUCACAUUAUUCCUCUCCCUCAUUCUCACUCGCACGUAUUACAUCCUUCUUGAUCUUAUUCACUCCCAAGAGCAAUACGCCGAGCUCAAGAAGAAAACCGAAGGAAGCCCUCCUACCAAGGAUCAGGCAGCAGAGAUUGCUGAGCUAAAGAAGAAACUUGCGGCGAGCGAGGCUCAGUCCCGUGACUUUGAAACUUUGAAGAAACAAGCCAAACAACAGGCCGUCGAGUAUGAUCGCCUUGCAACCGAGUUGAACAAGGCUACCGGUCAGGUCUCGAACAAGAAGUCUGAUUAA